Messenger RNA from Rattus rattus (black rat), 2586 nucleotides. It is a transcript of the gene Pip4p2, whose product is annotated as phosphatidylinositol-4,5-bisphosphate 4-phosphatase 2. Bases 426 to 1199 code for a protein of 257 amino acids. Lineage: Eukaryota; Metazoa; Chordata; Mammalia; Rodentia; Muridae. The transcript has 7 exons. The record is from RefSeq and is a predicted model, not a curated record. Gene Ontology annotation, cellular component: phagocytic vesicle membrane; plasma membrane; lysosomal membrane. Gene Ontology annotation, molecular function: phosphatidylinositol-4,5-bisphosphate 4-phosphatase activity. Gene Ontology annotation, biological process: phosphatidylinositol dephosphorylation.
UGCCUUUCAAAGCUGCUCUUUAUCCUGGUUUCCCUCACUUUAAAAGAUUCCUCGCCCUCUCUUUCCUUUUGCCCCUCCUCUUGCUUACUUGGUCUCUUCCCCUCCCCCACUUCCUAAUCGGUCCUCCCGUCCCCCCUUCUCUCAGACUGGCUGGAUUUCCCUCCACACUCCUUCCCUUCCUCCUCCUCCUCCCGGGCUCUUUCUUUCCUCUCCAGUCCCCUCCCCCAGCAUGCCUCCCGGCGUGCUUCCCUUCCCCCGGCCUCGCGGUCCUGCACCCUCCCCUCCCCCGCCUCCUGCCUUGUGACACAUCCUGGGCCCUCUCGGAGGCCGUAGCAGCGGCGCGGCGGCAUAGCUGGCCACCACCUCCUCCCUAGCCGCAACCCAGCUCAACCCGCGGCCCGCCGCGCUGUGCUGUUGCUGCAGUCAUGGCUGCUGACGGGGUGGACGAACGUUCGCCUCUGCUGUCAGCAUCCCAUUCGGGAAAUGUCACUCCCACAGCCCCGCCGUACUUGCAAGAAAGCAGCCCAAGAGCUGAACUCCCACCUCCGUAUACAGCCAUCGCCAGUCCAGGAACAAGCGGUAUUCCUGUCAUCAACUGUCGCGUGUGCCAAUCGCUCAUCAACCUGGAUGGUAAACUUCACCAGCAUGUGGUUAAGUGCACAGUUUGUAAUGAAGCUACGCCAAUCAAAACCCCCCCGACAGGGAAGAAAUAUGUUAGAUGCCCUUGUAAUUGUCUCCUCAUUUGUAAGGACACAUCUCGGCGAAUAGGAUGUCCUAGACCCAACUGUCGACGCAUAAUCAACCUUGGCCCCAUAAUGCUCAUUUCUGAAGAGCAACCGGCUCAACCUGCGCUGCCAGUCCAGCCGGAAGGUACCAGGGUAGUGUGCGGGCACUGCGGGAACACGUUCCUGUGGAUGGAACUGAGGUUCAACACUCUGGCAAAAUGCCCACACUGCAAAAAAAUCUCCUCGGUAGGUAGCGCCCUUCCCCGGAGACGCUGCUGUGCAUACGUCACCAUCGGAAUGAUAUGUAUUUUCAUUGGAGUUGGAUUAACUGUUGGCACACAAGAUUUUUCAAGGCGAUUUCAUGCAACCUAUGUGUCUUGGGCAAUUGCUUAUCUGUUAGGUUUGAUUUGCCUUAUCCGAGCUUGUUACUGGGGCGCAAUCAGAGUCAGUUAUCCAGAGCACGGCUUUGCUUAAGUCUUCUCAUGAACCCUUGAUGCAGGUGAGAGUGUCCAGUCAUCCUUGCGAAGCUCUUCUGGACACCUUCAAAUCAUUUAUCCUAAUGGAGUCCAUCCUGGUUUGUAUAGUAGUCUCAAGACUUCGUGAGUCCUUUCUGAUCAGAUGCUCACUGAAGUACAUGAUAUGCAAGUUCAUUUUGCUGCUAGGUUUUCAGACUUGGAAAAAUAAAGCUGUGUCUUUGUUCUUUCAAAUCAUAAAGGUAUUUUUGCAUUUGUCCUCAAAUGUUAUAUCUAAUAUCAGUCUUUCAUUAUGUUUCAACCAGUUGUUCCAUUACUUGUUGAUGUGGGACUAUUCCCGAGAAGUGUUUAUAAAUGUUUCUACAAUAGGUUCACAUUUAUACUUACAUUUUAAACAGAAUUGCUUGCUUUAAAAUCUAAGCAAUAUGCAUUUUUGCUUGAACUGCUUACUGUAAUUUUAACCUAAGAGUAUAGCUACCUUAUUCAGGAAAACAGAAAAUUGAGUGUACUUUGAAAAACUUGACAUUCUUGUCAGAGAAACAUUUCUAGAUACUAUAUGCUUGUUUUUUGUUGUUGUUGUUUGUAGAAAGAUACAAUAUUUUGGUAGUAAAUUAAAAUACUUAGGAUGAACAUAUAGUCCACAGUUGGAGAUGUUAGGUAAAUGCCUUUUCUCUAAGAUUACAGGACUUUUUGCCUUUCAGUUCUGUCUUUUUAUUUAGCAUUUACAAAAAUCUGGUCUGGAUUUAUGGAAUUUAAUGUUACUCUGCUGAAUGUAUUCCUUGAUGGACUGGAGGAAGUAUUUCAGACAACAUGUUUUAUAAUACUUCAUCAUCUCGUCAAAGACAUGUUGACACUGGGUUGCAGUCCUUUCAUUAGAUCAUGGUAAACUUUCUUCUUGAAAUAUGUGUACACCUGCUUCUCUGUGAAGAGAACUUACGACUUUUUGCAUUAGCUGAAAUGUUAGAAUUAGAGAUUCUCUUACCAUUUCCCACCUGGCCAGAUAAUGACUCAACUUCUUCAAGAGAAUGGAUCAGAGAUAAAGAGCUUCAUUGUUGUCUAAAACUUUGUGUGAGAUUCGUGGACUCAGCCCUUGCACUGCCCAGUUUUGCGGUUUAGAAGGAAUUCCUUGAGAGUCAGUGGUCUAAACUCUUUCACAUUGUAAAAUUAGACAAUGAGACACCCAGAGUACAUUAGUAGGUGAUUCCAAGGGACAAGACUAAUGUUCUAAAUUAUUUAUAUUCCUGAUUAAUAUGAAAAUGUACUUACUGCGAAGUUGGAGUCAACUACAUGUACACCUCAAAGAGAAAAUGAUAAAUGUAUAAAUGUAGUAGCUCAGGAUUAUAUGUACCUUUGAAAAUAUGCUAAUAAAGAUUAUUAUUCAAAAGUCA